GAACAGACUCAAAGACGGCUGCAAAAAUGGGACGAAAGAAAAUACAAAUUUCUCGUAUACUGGAUCAGAGGAAUAGACAGGUGACCUUCACCAAGCGUAAGUUUGGUCUGAUGAAGAAGGCUUAUGAGCUGAGUGUGCUGUGUGACUGUGAGAUCGCCCUCAUUAUCUUCAACAGCACCAACCGUCUAUUCCAGUACGCCAGCACAGACAUGGACAAAGUGCUGCUCAAGUACACAGAGUACAGCGAGCCGCACGAGAGUCGCACCAACACAGACAUCCUGGAGACUCUGCGUAGGAAGGGCCUUGGCAUGGACAGCACUGAGCUGGACAGUGAGGAGAGCAUGCAGGUGGCUGCAGACAAAUAUCCUCUCACUGAGGGCAUGGAUCUCUCUGUGGCACGCCAGCGCUUCUAUGCCCCAUCACUUCUUUCACCAGAGGCCCAGUUUCUAGUGUCUGCGGGCUGUGAGAACGGCUUUCCAAACUCUUCUGGAUCCAGCAUGGUGUCCCAUAGACCUCAGGGCUUUAAAUCUUUGAGUUCCAGACCCGGCUCUGCAAGCCCUGCUGCACAGCACACACACAGUGCAUUUAUGUCUCCACAUGCAGGUAUCGGUUACUCCGUGUUCUCUCACAGCAGCCUGAACCGAGCUCUGGACAUGAAAAGCCCUCCUCCUCUUAGCCUGGGCACUGAGAACCUGCGGGGAGAUGCUGCUAAUCAGGGCAUGGCAGCGACACGUGCUAACCACAGCUCUGCUAGGGGGGUCUUGUACCAGGGUCUGCACAGUGGCAGCUCCAUGGUCGCCAUGGGAAAGGCAGGGCUGCUGGGUCACAGUUUGGGGGGCUAUGGACUCCAAUCUCCUGGAGCCUCUGAGUACAGCCAACCUGGUUUUUAUCACUCUGUUAGCCUACAAAGAGGAGCUGUAAACCCCUGGCACCCAGCACAGCCACCUCAGGAGCCCCACGGGCCUCCCAUAAGCCCAGGGAUUUCCACUGGAGGGUGCUCCUUCCCCUCUCAGUCCUGCUCCUCAUCCUCUCCACAUCUGCCCUCCCUUAACCUCAGCAUCAAAUCAGAGCGUAGCUCUCCUGAGCACAUGUCCUCACCCACCUCCCCCCCUCUGCACCACCUCAGGCAGCACUCCCCAAUGAGCAACCCUGAUUCUGCUCGCCAUACUCCUCCAGAAGCCCGUCUGGCCAAUGGGACGAAGGAGUUUCCCAAAGCAGGUUACCCACAGGACGAAGAGGAAGGAGGGCAGCCGCUCAGGCAGCUUGAGAUAAGUGAUGGGUGGCAGAGAUAGCUGGCUGCUGCAGUCUACCACCAUCUCCCAUUCAAUCAGCCAUCUUCCAUCAAGUCCUCUCUUACACACAAACAUGAACACACACGCGCACAGAUAUAACACAGAAGAUAACGAGACGGCCGAUUUUGUCCCCAUCCUUCUAGAGAGAGCAACUCCUUUGUCUCCUCACAGAGAGCUGGUUUCUCCUGAGCCAUGGAUAAUUUCUCUGCAUUACUUGGUUCAUCCAAAGAGGAAACUCGUGCAAACAGACAUUUUUGCUUUUUUGUGUUUGGUUAGCUUUAGUUUUCUGUGUGGAGCUUAUAUGAAUCAAAAAUACCAUUUAAAAAAAAAAAUUGUUUUGUUCUGACUUUUUUUGAAGUUAGCUACAGCAGCACAUCGGGACCAGCUGAAUAUCUAAAAAAAAAAAAACACCAACAACCUGCUAAACCACCUCAGCGUUAGGACAAUAUCAGUGACAUGGUCAAGGCCUAGACAAGGACAUGUCAAGGAUUAUUUCACAACUUUUUCAGUUAACCUUAACACAAGACUCAUAUUAGUAUGCUGAAAUAAGUCCAUUCAUAAUGCAACUCAAAUACAGCAAACAGCUAAAAAAAAGUCAAUUUCCUUAAAAAAUGCAGUUUUAAAUGUAUACUUUCAGGCCUUUCACUUCUACAGAAAAAGAGGACUCUGAAUUAUCCAUCUCAUACUGUACAUUGAAAUCACAUGUGGAUCUCUUCAGCAGGGGUGCGUCCAGACUUUUUUUCUGGGGUUGCACAAAUAAAUAUGAUCAAUCACCCUUUCCAACUCAACCAAUCAUAUCUUUAAAACACAGGAAAAUGGCAGCGUUAGCUUCAUUUGUAAUGACACAAAAAGAAGAUUUAUGUGCAAAGUCAGUCACAAUUGAAAGUACUUAAAAAUGUGCAUGCAAACUCCUGCGAAAAGUCUACCUUGAAGAAAUACAUGAAUUGGCAAUGUUUUGGUCCUGACACUUUGCCAGUUAGUUCAUAGCAAGUAAGAGUGCAAUACUUUCCAAAGCACUUAUCUUGGGAAAUAGAUGUGCAAAGUUUUUAUUCAAUUGUUCAAUUUAAAGAACAAUCAAAGGAAAAUAUUCUAUAUUGAUAUGUAAAGAAAAAUAGCAGCCUUUCCAAAAAAAGUUUUAACAUAAGCCUCUGACAGGGCAAAUACAUGUCGACAAUCACAGUUUAGGAUUUUUGGGGUGGCACCUUGCGUGGCAAAUCAGAUUUCUAGGGGGGGCCCAUGCCAACCCUUUGGACACGUCCCUUCUCUUCAGGGCCAGUACAGACAGGAGGAACUAUCACAACACACCAAAAGCUGUUUUACUUGGAAUUUUAGGUAUUACUAUAAAACACACUGUAACAAAUGUGAACCUUUCCUCUCCAUCCAGGGAAUCUCAGGGAGUUGGCUGAUGCUUUCUUUGGGAAUUUUGAAACUUGCUUCUAUCAAUGUUUGUAAGACUAAAAGUGUGGAUAAACUAAGCUUGUGCUGUAUAACUCCUCCUAAAAUACAUUUUUUUUAUUGUUUUUUACUUCACUUUUUCAAUACCAAAACUUAUAGCAGUAUACUUCAACUGAACACCAAAGACUUUGCAUUUUUUCCCCUAUGCAUUACAAGAUAAUACUAAAACAACCAAAGACAUUACGUGCAUGUCAAUAUUGGGUCUAAUUUGAUUUGAUUUAUUUGAAGUAAUAAAAAAAUACUAUGAGUUAUUUUUAUCUUAAUGUUUAAUUUUAGUCAUUGUAUGUUGUUGAUAGUUUAAAGCUUGACAAAUACAUGAUUUAAAAAAAUAAACGUCUACAUUUUAAUUUGAUCUUUAAAAUUAAACACAGCUUAUUAGUAUUUUAUUGAAAAAGUUUAUUUCUGUUUCUGUAAAUUUACUCUGCACUGUGUUCUUGUGCACUAGAUUUUCUUUUUUGCCUUUCCUCCUUAGAGGACAAAAUAUACUCUUAGUUCAUUAUUAGAAUAAUUUCCUAUCGUCCACAAGGGGGCAUCUUAUUCACAACAUUUGGAUUUAAAUUUGAAAACAGCACAGAUUGAAGACCAAGUUCAAGUAUCAUAAAUCACCCAUUUUAUUAGUCUAUGAUGAAUAUAGACUGAUUCUUUGAGACAUGACACAGGUUCAGUGGUUCACCCUGGAGACAUUCGACAAAUACAUCGUGAUAAACUCUGCAGAGAUUCAGUGAGCUGGUUGGUAGAGGUCUUCAAGUUCAAGUGCUGCUGUGGAAUUAGUUUUAUUUUAUUUUCCUGUCUUAUGCAGUAAUAUUGUAACAUAUAUGUGUGGAGAAAAAAAAACGAAUUAUCAGUGUUCUGAUGUUUUAGUUUGACUUUUAUAUGUUUGCUGAAUGCUUCACAAAGCAAAGAGGGAUUUUAUUUGAUAUUUGUUGUGAUUCCUUUGAAAUAAAAAUGGUUUGAUUUGUA
Messenger RNA from Labrus bergylta (ballan wrasse), 3707 nucleotides. It is a transcript of the gene mef2b, whose product is annotated as myocyte enhancer factor 2b. The record is from RefSeq and is a predicted model, not a curated record. Gene Ontology annotation, molecular function: RNA polymerase II cis-regulatory region sequence-specific DNA binding; DNA-binding transcription factor activity, RNA polymerase II-specific; protein dimerization activity. Gene Ontology annotation, biological process: positive regulation of transcription by RNA polymerase II. Lineage: Eukaryota; Metazoa; Chordata; Actinopteri; Labriformes; Labridae.